This is a messenger RNA of Iphiclides podalirius (scarce swallowtail), 7668 nucleotides long. NCBI's taxonomy places the organism in Eukaryota, Metazoa, Arthropoda, Insecta, Lepidoptera, Papilionidae. The record is from the annotation of a GenBank genome assembly.
AUGAUUCGCAACGGACAGAUUUGGGCGGGACGGUGUUCCGCGGUGAUUCGCGAAGGAGCGUCGGGCGAGCGGCGAUGUGGACGAGCGCGGCGCACGCGCGACGCCAUUCCGAGCUCCGCAACCGCGCCGGCCGCUCGCGACAACUUCGCUCGCGACAACUUCGCGCGCGACAACUUCGCCCGCCAAAGUUGUGCCGGUCGUCGUGUGACGAAAGACGCGGAUGGCGCCGACGCUGUGCAGGGCGGUGCGGCGCUGAGCGAUGCUCUGGCCGUGCGUCCCGUUUGCGCGAUGAGCGCGCGUCGCACGAGACUACGGCACGCGGAGCUCCUCGCGCGCCUCAUGCUGCCCCUCGUGCUCAGUUUGACGCAGGCACAAUUGGAGCGUGCGGUCGUUGUGGACCGAUUGGAGAACGUUACACACACCGUGUCCAGAAUUUUGGAUGGUUACGAUAUACGCCUACGUCCCAACUUUGGUGGCGAUCCGCUUUACGUCGGCAUGGAUUUAACUAUCGCCAGUUUCGACGCAAUUUCUGAGGUCAACAUGGAUUAUACUAUAACUCUUUAUCUUAACCAGUACUGGAAGGACGAAAGACUGGCCUUUGGACUGUCAGACGAAGUUCUAACUUUGUCUGGCGACUUUGCUGAUAAAAUUUGGGUGCCAGACACAUUCUUUGCUAACGACAAGAAUAGCUUUUUGCACGACGUCACCGAACGCAACAAACUGGUGCGUUUGGGCGGUGAGGGCAGUAUCACAUACGGAAUGCGCUUCACCGCGACCCUCGCCUGCAUGAUGGAUCUCCAUUACUACCCGCUGGACAGCCAGAACUGCACCGUCGAAAUUGAAAAUGGCUACACUGUGUCCGAUGUUGUAAUGUACUGGAAAGAGACGCCAGUUAGGGGUGUCGAGGAUGCUGAGUUACCGCAGUUCACCGUGCUUGGUCAUGAGACUAAUGACAGAAAGGAAAAGUUGGCGACGGGCGUCUAUCAACGCUUAUCCCUAAGUUUCAAACUACGCCGGAAUAUAGGCUACUUUGUCUUCCAAACUUAUUUACCGAGCAUAUUAAUAGUGAUGCUCUCAUGGGUGUCCUUUUGGAUUAACCACGAGGCUACAUCGGCUAGAGUUGCCCUUGGUAUAACCACGGUCCUGACAAUGACAACUAUAAGCACUGGAGUGCGAAGCAGCUUGCCACGCAUUUCCUAUGUGAAGGCUAUCGACAUUUACCUGGUGAUGUGUUUCGUAUUCGUGUUUGCCGCCCUCCUCGAGUAUGCUGCAGUCAACUACACGUACUGGGGGGCGCGUGCGCGGAAAAGGGCCAAGUUAAAGAACCGCGACCAGAUAUCAUCGAGCACUAGCGUAGAGAAAGACCUUAAAUGUUCCUCUGGCUCGCAUAGUAACGAGGAGAUCAUAGCACUGCGUGAGUGCUCCAGUGCAGGCCGGGUGUCUCCGUUGCUAGGGCUGCGGACAAGGCCCCUGCCACCUCUGGCAGGUGCCCCGCCCUCCCUGCGACUGCAACGAGACCAUACGCACCUACGUUACCGGACGCGGCCUCAUUCUAGGAACUCUAGGAAUGGAACUAGUGGCAGACCGAAGGUGAUGCAUGCUCUUCGACGCAGCGCCACCGUCAUCAAAGCCUCAAUGCCUAAGAUCAGAGAUAUUGUAGAGCCCGGGGGUGGGAGGUCUCCAUUCAUCGACGAGCGCAGACUGCGCGGGGGAGCAAAGGUUCCAGAUUGCCUAGUACCCAGCGAGGCGAUCGUCGGGAGCACAUCUCUUAACUGGCUCCGCGAAUCCGGCACAGUUUGGCCCAAAAAAAUUGCACUUUCCGGACAAAUAACGUUGAAUGUAGAAAAUUAUCCAGGCAAUGUAAGUGGAAGCCAUGCUGCAGCAACGACGAGUUCCAUCGCGGAAAAUCGCGCAUAUCACCUAAGUCUUUUUGAGUCCCGGUGCUUUAAGAUCUACUCUACAAUGUCGCCGUUAACACUCUGGGUCACCUAUUCCACCAUUUUAUGCUUACCUGUGCUAGCCGAAGAACUGUUCCCGUUGCCUCCACCGCGACCUGCUAAUACCACAGCUGAUCCGGCGGACACGCGCUCUGUGGGCCGUGUGCCGCCCUACCAGCCGCCCGCAAUCGGCGUGGUCCCAGCACAGAUCCAACCACCCGGCUUCAGACCCCACAGUCCUUACACGCGUGUUGACUCGUGGCACCAUCGCCAAUUGGGACAUGAAUCGGUUGUCGUAUCUGAAGAUCUGGAUGACGAUUUAGAUGAUGGUGGUUGUCAUCAUCCGUGUCCCCCUGAACACUUUUCAUGUCAGAUCUCUUGUACUUGCAUACCGAUGGAGAAGCGAUGUGACGGCAUCGCCGAAUGCGCCGAAGCGGAGGAUGAGCAAGGUUGCUCGCGCGCCUGCGAGGAAACCGACAACCGCACCAUAUGCCACAAUACCAACGUCUGCAUAUCCCUGCACUGGAUCUGCGACGGGGACAACGACUGCGGUGAUUUCUCCGACGAAACCCAUUGCGAUGGUAACGCUAACUGCACGGACGGCCAGUUCCAAUGCGCGAACGGAUUGUGCAUCCAUAAGGAAUGGUUUUGCGACGGUGAUGACGAUUGCCGCGACAACUCCGACGAGAUGAACUGUCCCAAGGGCAAAUGCGGAAAGAAACAGUUCACAUGUGCUUCUGGCGAGUGCCUCGCCGCACACUGGCGUUGUGACAAGGAGCCUGACUGCCCCGACAACUCGGACGAAAUGGACUGCCCACUGGACUUUCUGCAAUGCAGCGAUAAUGAGAUACAGUGUAACAACAAAAACUGCGUGAGGAAGGAGUUCCAGUGUGACAAGGAUAACGACUGCGGCGAUUGGACCGAUGAAGACUCUUGUCCCAUAGUGCAAAGCAGUUGCAGCCCUGGAGAGUUCAAAUGCGGUGACGGUAAAUGCAUCCCUGACCGAUGGCGUUGCGACGCGGAGCGAGACUGCGCUGCCGGUGACGACGAGAUGAAUUGCGAGCCGUACGGCAUCAGAAACUGCACCUCCGACGAACAUUCCUGCAUCGACCGACGUUGUAUCCUGAAAACGUGGCUGUGCGACGGUGUACGCGACUGUACCAAUGGCGAGGACGAGACCGAUUGCGAAGUGAGCUGCGAUCAGGAUCAGUACAUGUGCAAAUCUCUGUACAACUCGGCGUUUAGGAACUGCGUGAACAGGAAACACGUUUGUGACGGCAUGAAAGACUGCCCGAAAGGAGAUGACGAAGAUAAUUGCCCGACAAAACGUAACUGCGGGCCUGAAGACAAAUGCGAAGGGCAAUGUAUCACAACUUACGACAAUCAUCCGGCUUGCGCCUGCCCACUAGGCUUCUUGCUCGCUGAUAACGGCUUUAGUUGCCAUGACAUCGACGAAUGCAUGUAUCAACAGGAUCCGGUGUGCUCUCAGACAUGUUCCAAUACCAUUGGCAGCUUUGAAUGUGGAUGUAUGACUGGAUAUGUAUUGAGACCUGACAAACGAUCUUGCAAGCCAAUAGGGGAAUCACCUACGCUUUUAUUCUCCAACAGAAUAGGAAUCCGAAAGGUGUGGCUAACCGGUGAAAAUUAUAUGCCGGUACUGAAAGGACUCCACAGUGCAAUCGCUUUGGAUUAUCAUUACGAGCGUAACAUAAUAUUCUGGGCGGAAACCAACUUGAAAGUCAUUAGAGUAGUGGAACUGAGUAGCCAUACAAUAACAGACGUUAUCAAAUGGGGAAUAGAUAUGCCUAGUGGUUUGGCCGUUGACUGGAUACACGAUCUGUUGUUCUGGACUGACUCUGGUACUAGGAGGAUCGAGGUGGCGGCACUAGACGGAACUAGACGAGCGGUGCUGGCGGCUAACGACCUGGACAAGCCAAGGGCUAUAGUUGUGCAUCCCGGUGACGCUUUGGUGUUUUGGACUGAUUGGGGCCCCAACCCGAAAAUAGAGCGGGCAGACAUGGACGGCAAUAAAAGAAGGACUAUUGUAGUGGAUCAGAUUUUCUGGCCCAACGGCCUGACAAUCGACUACAUCGAAUCGAAAAUAUAUUGGGCUGACGCAAAACACCACGUGAUAGAGAGAGCUUCUUUCGAUGGUAGAAACAGAAAAAAGAUAACCAACAAGGGUCUGCCGCACCCGUAUUCACUGACGUUAUUCGAAGAUGCACUUUACUGGACCGACUGGCAUACUAAGAGCAUAUCAACUGUGAACAAGAAUACAGGAAAGGGGAUCCAAACUGUGCACGCCAGCCCUAACGUUCCUAUGGAUAUACACAGUUACCAUCAAAUGCGACAAAUCCGAUCCUAUAGAAAUCGAUGUGGGAAGAAUAAUGGUGGAUGUUCGCACCUGUGCCUUCCUAACAGCAAUAGUUACUCUUGCCGAUGCCCGGCUGGAUUCAAUUUGAAUGCUGAUGGUCGAACCUGUGAGGAAACACCAGAGAAACUCCUGCUAUACGCGCGCAAGAAAGACAUUAGGCUCAAACAGCUGAAUCCUCGCAAGCAAAUAGACUCUUUGGACGCUGUAAUUCCGGUGGAAAACAUAAAAUCGGCGGUUGCUUUGGAUUGGGAUCACAAUACCAAUUCGAUUUUCUGGUCGGACGUUGAGAAAGAUACCAUUAAUCGCGCGUACUUAGAUGGCUCCGGUCAAACUGUUCUUAUUUCGUCAAAUCUAAUAUCACCAGCCGGCUUAGCCUAUGAUUGGCUGACGGACAAGUUAUAUUGGACAGAUGCUGGAACAAACAGGAUUGAAGUUUCAAAUGCUAAUGGUACCAUGCGGACACUCCUUGCCUGGCAAAACAUAGAUAAGCCAAGAGACAUAGUACUAGAUCCUAAAGGGGGGACCAUGUACUGGUCGGAUUGGGGUCAAAACCCUUGCAUAGAACGAGCCGAUAUGGACGGCGGCAAUCGGAGACGGUUCCUUUUCGGCGCCAUGACGUGGCCCAACGGAUUGGCCCUGGACCUAGAGAAUAAUCGCAUCUAUUGGACCGACGGCGGCAACCGUACCAUAGAGUACGCCAAUCUCGACGGAACCGGCCGUAAAACGCUAAUAGCUCAACAUCUACCUCACCCGUUCGGCUUGGAUUUGUACGGCGACGAGGUUCUAUGGACCGAUUGGGAUACAAAGUCGAUCCAGGCGGCCAAUAAGGAUACGGGUAAAAAUCGCCGUACCCUCGGCGCUGGCAUUGAUGGUCUGAUGGAUGUAAGGGUGUUCCAUAACGAUAGAAGGAAGGUCCCUAACCGGUGCGCGAAGAACAACGGGGGCUGUUCCCACCUGUGUCUUUUGAAACCCGGUGGACGCUCUUGUGCUUGUCCCACUGGAAUCAAAUUGCGUAAAGACGGCAGAACAUGUGCUGAAGGACCCGAAAACUAUUUAGUUUUCGCCCAUCGCGUCGACAUACGGAUAGUGUCUUUAGAUGUCCCAUACCUUGUUGACGUCGUAAUGCCGCUACCUCCGCUGAAAAACGCUUUAGGCGUAGACGUUGAUCAGAAAACUGGAUUGAUCUAUUGGAGUGACACAGGCGUAAGAAAGAUACAGCGUUCUAAGACAAAUGGUGAGAAUGUUGAAACAGUAUUUGAGCACGGGCUGCACACGUGCGACGGUAUCGCUAUUGAUUCUACGGGAAGAAAGAUUUACUGGACGGAUGGUGGAAGGAACAGCAUUGAAGUCGCCGAACUAGAUGGAUCUCGCAGAAAAGUCCUCAUAUGGACUGGACUAGACUCCCCUCGAGCGAUCGCGUUGUAUUACGAAAGGGGCAUCAUGUUCUGGUCUGAUUGGGGGACAACAGCCAAGAUCGAGAGGGCAGACAUGGAUGGCAAUAACAGGGGCGUAAUCGUGCAAGAUAAUAUCAAGUGGCCCAAUGGCUUAGCAAUUGAUAAGAACGGUGGUCGUCUAUAUUGGAACGACGCUAAACUUCUCACUAUAGAAAGUUCGGAUUUCAACGGCCAUGACCGACGUAUUUUAAAGAAAGACGUACCCUAUCCUUACGGAAUUGUCAUAGUGGAUCAAUAUAUCUUCUGGACAGAUUGGAAGACAAAAGCUCUACAUAGAGCUAAUAAGACCAACGGAGAGGAUCAAAUUGUAAUCAGAGAAAAUUUGGAGGGGCUCAUGGAUAUUAAACUUGUUAAAAACGGCGACGUGAAAAUUAACGCGUGCGGUAACAACAACGGCGGCUGUUCCCACCUCUGCCUGAGGGCACCCCGCGGCUACACGUGCGCGUGUCCAACGGGCACGGUGUUCGAGAACGCAACAGACCCCAAUCCUAAAAUCUGCAAGCCCUACCCCGACACUUUCCUGGUGUUCGCGUCAAGAACGUCGAUGACGAUGAUCUCGUUAGACACCCCGGAGCACUGGGACAUCACGCUGCCCGUGAAAAACGUGUCGAACUCCGUAGCCGUCGAUUUCCACUGGGAGGAGAGGGUCCUGUUCUUCUCGGACGUCGGCCAUGACGUCGUAAGAUCGAUUGAUAUGAGAAAUAUGAGUGAAGCUAGAGUUGUGGUCAGUGGCCGCCUAGACACACCGAACGGUUUAGGCGUGGACUGGAUAGCCAAUAAUAUUUAUUGGACCGAUAACGACUUUAAGGUUAUAGAAGUUGCCCGAUUGGAUGGAUCCUGCAGGAAAAUUCUAAUCAGUGAAUUAACUGAGCCUCGAGCACUUACGCUGUUUCCAGCGAAAGGUUACCUGUAUUGGAGCGACUGGGGUGAGAGUCCAAAUAUCGAAAGGUCUAUGCUUGAUGGUAGCCAAAGAAAAGUCAUUGUCAGUCAUGACCUAGGCUUUCCUAACGGCCUGACAAUCGACUAUAAAGACCGAAGGCUAUACUGGACCGACGCCUUGAAAGAUAGAAUAGAUACCUCGGACUUAAACGGUCAACAUAGAGUGCAAUUGGUACCUAAUGCGAAAAAUCCCUUUGGCUUGACGCAGAUCAACGAUUACAUUUACUGGACUGAUUGGUACUCGAAAUCGGUGAUGAGGGCCGAUAAAAAGACCGGAAAGAACGUAACGGCGAUCAGGUCAGAUCUAGAAAUGGCGAUGGAAAUCAAAGUGGUAUCCGCAGAAAAACAACGCGGCUGGAACCCGUGCAAGGAAGACAAUGGGGGUUGUUCGCAUCUGUGCCUUUUCAGAGGCCAUGACUAUGUCUGCGCUUGUCCAGAUCUACCCGACAACCAGUUAUGUUCGACAGAUCCGACGUUACGUGUCGACUUGAAAAUCCCAUCGCAUUAUCCAUCCUACUACGAUUACAUGGACACCGAAGUGGCGAACAUCCCACCGAAGCCCACUCCAGCACCGGAAAAGAGCAUCGGCGCUAUGAUCAUUGGCGUAAUACUUAUAGCCUGCGUUAUUCUCGGCGUGUUGACCAUCAUAUUCAUUUGUCUUAAACUGCACACCGAUCGAGGGGGAGAGGUGAAAGAGAACUACCGAGAAGCGGGCGGUCAUAUCUCCUUCCACAAUCCGAACUACAACUGCGCGGGGAGCACCAGCGGCCAAGAUCAAGCCGAAAGACGACAAAACAGAUUCCAAGGAAUCUUCAAAUACGACAAGAGUCAGGAACGUGUAACCAACGUUUACAUUCCGGAGGGAACCAGCCUUCUCCCGCCGCCGCCACCUCCCCCCAAAGGCCUCAAGAAACCGCGUCCGACGCACGAGGACUUCGAACCGGUCACCUUGCACACGUUCGCU